Messenger RNA from Gavialis gangeticus (Gharial), 1550 nucleotides. It is a transcript of the gene TMEM8B, whose product is annotated as transmembrane protein 8B. NCBI's taxonomy places the organism in Eukaryota, Metazoa, Chordata, Crocodylia, Gavialidae. The record is from RefSeq and is a predicted model, not a curated record. The coding region runs from base 51 to 1508 and encodes 485 amino acids. The transcript is spliced from 8 exons. Gene Ontology annotation, cellular component: plasma membrane.
GCUCCCGGCCCAGCCUGGCUCGAGCGCCCUUCCUGCCACCCGGCGCUGCCAUGAACAUGCCACAGUCCUUCGGCUCUGCGUCCAGCUUGGUGCCGGGUGAUGGCCUGCCCCCCGCAACUGCCAACGGCACCCAGCGCCGCAGCCCCGGCCCCGGCCCCGGCCCCGGCCCCGGCCCCGACGCUGAGCGGUGCUGGCCCAUCCGGCCGACGCUGCGCAAUGAACUGGACACCUUUUCGGUGCACUUCUACAUCUUCUUUGGGCCCAAUGUAUCGGUGCCACCCGAGCGCCCUGCUGUUUUUGUCAUCAACCUCCUGCCCGUGCUUGACAGCGGUGGUGUCCUCAACCUCGAGCUCAAGCUCAACGUGUCCUCCCUGUGGGGUGAGAACGUGACGGUCUUUGGGUGCCUGAACCACGAGGUGCCACUGACGUCGGGGGACAACAGCUCCGUCACCUGUGAGACAGAGUCCCUGGCUGGGUUCCUGCUGUCCGUCAAUGCCACCACCAACCUGAGCCGCCUGCGCAUCCCCUACCCCCAGACCGGGAGCUGGUACCUCAGCCUGCGCUCACUCUGUACCACCGACCGUGGGCUUGAGUCAUGUGCCAAUGCAACGGCAGAGGUAUAUCUGCGCACCUACCUCUCGCCCUGCAUCAAUGACUGUGGCACCUAUGGCCAGUGCAAGCUGCUGCGCACCAACAACUACCUGUAUGCCGCCUGCGAGUGCAAAGCAGGCUGGAAUGGCUGGGGCUGCACGGACAACGCGGAGGCCUUCUCUUACGGCUUCCAGCUGCUCUCCACACUGCUGCUCUGCCUUAGCAACCUCAUGUUCGUGCCUCCCGUGGCCAUUGCCCUGCGCAGCCACUACCUCCUGGAAGCCUCCGUCUACAUCUUCACCAUGUUUUUCUCCACCUUCUAUCACGCCUGUGACCAGCCGGGCAUUGUGGUCUUCUGCAUCAUGGAGUAUGACGUGCUGCAGUUCUGUGACUUCUUGGGCUCCCUCAUGUCCGUCUGGGUCACUGUCAUCGCCAUGGCCCGGCUCCAGCCUGUUGUCAAGCAGGUGCUGUACUUGCUGGGCGCCAUGAUGCUCUCCAUGGCCCUGCAGCUGGACCGCCACGGGCUAUGGAACUUGCUGGGGCCCAGCCUCUUCGCCUUAGGGAUCAUGGCCAUCGCCUGGACGGCCCGUAGCAUCCGCCGGCGCCACUGCUACCCGCCCACCUGGAAGCGUUGGGCCUUCUACCUGUGCCCGGGGGCGCUGAUCGCGGCAGCCGCCGUGCUGCUGUACGCCUUCGUGGAGACCGAGGAGAACUACUUCUACAUCCACAGCAUCUGGCACAUGCUCAUCGCCGGCAGCGUCGGCUUCCUGCUGCCACCCCGUGCCAAGCCCGACGGGCGCCUGGCCCCGCUGCCCCGCCGCAAGGGUUGUGGAUACCAGCUCUGCGUCAAUGAGCAGGAGGAGCUGGGGCUGGUGGACCCCGGCGCUGCCUCCAUCAACAGCAUCUGUGCCAGCUGAUGGUGCCUGCCUGCCCCCAUGGCACAGACCAGACUCACUGCC